This is a messenger RNA of Monoraphidium neglectum, 1629 nucleotides long. Its product is annotated as phenylacetate-CoA ligase. Lineage: Eukaryota; Viridiplantae; Chlorophyta; Chlorophyceae; Sphaeropleales; Selenastraceae. The transcript is spliced from 10 exons. The record is from RefSeq and is a predicted model, not a curated record. Bases 1 to 1629 code for a protein of 542 amino acids.
AUGGAGCACUUCAUUUCUACAGCCCUCGACGACCUGUUGCAGUUAGAGUCGCCCGACGCCGGUAGCACGCGCCCCGCCGCAGCGCUGGGCGCCGCAGCGGCCCUGUAUGCUGCGGCACGGGCGCAUGUGCCUGCAUACGCUGAGCUCGUGGCCGGGACGCAGCAGCAGCAGCAGCAGCAGCAGCAGCAGCCACGUGCCAGUGGACAAGGGUCGGAUGAUGACCUGUUCUCCAACGUCGCCUACACCACAAAGGGCAACUACUUCCACCGCUUCCCGCUGGCGCGCCGCUGCUGGGGGGGCGCCCUGUCGGGGGCGGACUUUGUGCACUUCAGCAGCGGCUCCUCGGGGCAGCCCACCCCCUGGGCGCGCAGCGUGGAUGACGAGGCGGAGGUGCUGCGCGACUCCUUCUUUUGCCACCAGCGCAGCUCCCUGUGCGUUGUGGUGCUGCCCCUGGGAUCCUGGGUGGGCGGCGUGUUCACGACGCUGUGCCUGCGGCUGCUGUCACUCAAGGGGUACCGCCUCGUCGUCACCACACCCGGCAACAAGCCAUCCGAGAUCCUCCAGAUCAUCCAGUCUCUGGGACCCAGCUGCGACCAGACCAUCAUCCUGGGCUACCCCCCUUUUGUGAAGGGCGUCAUCGACGAGGGCUUGGCCAGGGGGGUUGACUGGGGGCGGUACGCACUCAAAAUGGUCCUGGCUGGGGAGGUAUUUUCGGAGGAGUGGCGGGCCCUGGUGGCGGCCCGCGCCGGCAUCGCCGAGCCCCACCGCUCCAUCGCCUCGAUUUACGGGACAGCAGACGCAGGUGUGAUUGCCCAGGAGACCCCCCUGAGUGCCCUCAUCCGCAAGUGGCUCUCAGAUUAUCCGGAAGCUGCCCGGCAGCUGCUCGGGCGUGACCGCCUGCCCACGCUCGCCCAGCUGCUGGAGCUGCGGGAGGACGACGGCACCAUACUCGUGACAUCCCUACCCGGCCCCGGCCGCGCGGCGCAACUCUCCGAGGCCGCGGCCGGCGGCGGCUGCGCCCUGCGCGGCGCGCCGCUGGUGCGGUACAGCAUCGGGGACGCUGGCGGCGUGGUGUCUUUUGAUGAGAUGAUGCUGUUCCUUGGAAAACGCGGGUUUGACCCCCUGGCAGAUGAGAGGAGCGCCCCCGUGCGACGGCAGCCGUUUGUGUGGGUCUUUGGCCGCAGCUUCUGGGCGGUUUCCCUGUACGGCGCCAAUGUGUACGUGGAGCAGGUCAUGCCCGCGCUGGAGGGCGGCGGCGGCGACGACCGCGAGGACGAUGGCGACGGCGGCGUCCAUGAUGGCGUUGGUGGCGUUGAGGGACAGGAGGGAGAGGCAGGGCAGGGGAGGCUGGCAGAUCUUCUCACCGGGAAGUUUGUUCUUUACGUGGAGGAGGACUCGGACCACAACCCGCGGCUGGGGCUGCGGGUCGAAGUUGCGCGGGGCGUGGAGGCCAGUGGCGCGCUCGCAGCGCGCGUCGCGCGCGCCGUGCGGCGUGUGCUGCUGCGGCUGAGCAGCGAGUAUGCGGCCUACGUGCCGCGCGAGGCGCAGCUGCCGCUGGUGAAGCUGCACGAGCAGGGGGACCCUGAGUGGUUCCCUGUCGGGGUGAAGCACCGCUACACGUUGGCGUGA